AUGGGUCAUAUGAAUUUAGAACAAGCUCAAACAAUCUGCAAGGCUUCGGGAUGUGAUCGCCCAGUUUAUGUCGAAAAAAAUGGUCGUAAGCAUCCUUAUUGUGGAAUAGCCUGCGCACGUUUUUUUGAUACUAGCUUUCCUAAUGGCCAUCAAGAAAGAGACAAUAAACCAAUUCCUACUUUUCAACAAGCCAUUUGCAAAAUUUGGGAAUGCAAUAAACCUUGUUAUAUUGAACCAUCUGGCAUUCGUCAUCCUUAUUGUUCAAGAACAUGUGCCAGAAAAGAUUUCCAGAAUCCUGUUUGGAAUAAUACUAACACUAAAAAAGAUAUGC
Molecule: messenger RNA, 331 nt
Organism: Dentiscutata erythropus
Lineage: Eukaryota; Fungi; Glomeromycota; Glomeromycetes; Diversisporales; Gigasporaceae
Source: the annotation of a GenBank genome assembly